AUGUCUGCUCUCGCUCUCCGAACAUUAGCCAAGACAUUGAGACCAAGCGAGGUCUCUUCUUUGCGGACAUUCCAUUGGUCAGCCCGGCGGAACAAGCAUUUCCUGAACGCGAAUGAAGCGACUUUUGAGGAGGCCAUCACGAACAAAGACAACGUCGUAUUGGUCGAUUUCUACGCAGACUGGUGUGGUCCAUGCAAGAUGCUGUCUCCCAUCCUAGAGAAGCUGACAACCGACCCCUCCAUAAAGUCCGGCAGCGGUCUGCCGCUCGACCUGGUCACCGUAGACACAGACACAGAGACGGCACUUGCGUUGAAGUACAAGAUUCGCUCCCUUCCGACCGUUAUUGCAUUCAAAGAUGGACAGCCUAUCAGUCAAUUCAUGGGUGCGGUUCCCGAAGCACAUGUUCGCAACUUCUUGACGGCCCUGUAA
Messenger RNA from Sparassis crispa, 429 nucleotides. RefSeq names its product Thioredoxin. Bases 1 to 429 code for a protein of 142 amino acids. Gene Ontology annotation, cellular component: cytoplasm. The record is from RefSeq and is a predicted model, not a curated record. Gene Ontology annotation, molecular function: oxidoreductase activity, acting on a sulfur group of donors, disulfide as acceptor; protein-disulfide reductase activity. Lineage: Eukaryota; Fungi; Basidiomycota; Agaricomycetes; Polyporales; Sparassidaceae. The transcript is spliced from 4 exons.